This is a messenger RNA of Paramuricea clavata, 6260 nucleotides long. The record is from the annotation of a GenBank genome assembly. NCBI's taxonomy places the organism in Eukaryota, Metazoa, Cnidaria, Anthozoa, Malacalcyonacea, Plexauridae.
AUGCAAGAACCUUGCCAGAAUCCCAACCAAAGCAUGUUCAGCAUCGAUGCUUUGCUUUCUUCAUCAAGAAGACAAGAAUACGAGGGAAGCUUUCAACAGUUUUUACCACGAUGGCAAACGCCUGCAAAUUUUGGUUACACUUCCAGCAGAGUGCCUGAUUUCCAGCCCUUUGGAGGUAAGUUUAAUAUACAGAUGUAGAAAUAAUUUCCUUGUUUUGUGCAAAAUAUCUAUUUCGUAAAGCUGGCAUUGUAUGUGGCAUAUUUCAUGAUUUUUGAGGGUGAUUGAGUAUAGCAUAGUGCGCUUUGUCUUGCCGAGACCUUGGUUGAAAAACGAGGUCGUUUUACCGAGGGUUUUUACUCAGUUAAGGUUUACUUGCAUUUUGUAUGGUCUGGUGGGGUGAUGCGCCCGAAACCAAAGCCGGUUUCAGACGAGCAAGUUUUCUGUGAGAAAUUUUCAUGAUAGGUUUUAUUUUCUCGCGUGUUUACAGGCAACUUUGUCAAGUUUUUCUGCGAAAGUCCACUCUUGAGCUGACAUACUAGCUUUUGAACGAGUGUAUUUGUCAUAGAAAAAAAUUCACAAAGUACAAAUCUUGUUCAUCGGCUUCCGUUGGUAGGGAUGCAACUACCUGAAAAUAAUAUAAGAAGAAUUUCGACGUUUCGAGCAGAGGCCCUCGAUUAAUGUCGAAAUUCUCCUUAUAUUUUUCAGAUAGUUGCAUCCCUAACAACGAAAGCUUGUUGAUUUUAUUUGCACUACCUACAAAUCUUAUUCGUUUGUUUGGGUUCACAAAGAAGAUUUGGCAGGGUAAUUUGAACGCUUGGAUACGGACUGUGGCAGUGCAUGAUUUGUUGUUGUAAUAUAGCGUAAAAUAGCUAUCGUACAUGGGCAGUCAGAAAACCAAAAACUUGUCAUGGAAAAUAUGUUGUACGUUCGCACGUGAAACCAGCAAAUAAAACUUGCCACAUGAAAUUUAUCAUAGAAAAUUUGCUCCUAAAUUGAUUGCUUUCAUACGUUUAGUUUUCCUCUCAAAACAAAGAUGAAUUAUAUACACCUAGGUCUAAUUUAUUGCAUGCACAGGUUACACAAUAUAGAGUUCGUUUGGUGGAACAUUUUUGCAAAACAAAAUAGCGAAAGAAAACCCAAUUAAAUUUCCCUAGCGAGUGUCUCACAAAACAAGGAAAUUCAAAAUGCUAGCUGCAAAAACAUGAAAAUACAACUGACUGGUUAAAAUGAAGCCCGCGCCGAGCUCUGUUCGCAUACCAGGUAAAUCUCGCAGCAACAACUGGGACUCUAAUUCUACCUUCAGUAGAGAAUAGCACAUUUAGAAUUCCAUAGUAUAGCAUUGACUUUACUCGCUGGCAAAAUCACUUCUUUAAAGUUGUAUACCUGCGUCGGAAUAUCAAUCAAGAGGAUGUAUAUUUUAAUUUGCGUGCAUGAUUAGCCGCGAGGACAUGUCUUGCGCAUAUUUUGCGCAUUUACAAGUUCAUUGAAUAAUUCGCGUUUUUCUACACAAAUUCACUGGGUAUACAGCCGUCAAUUCGCUGCGGUAUAGCGUCAGCCUUGUUGGUUGAGUAAUUGUGGGCUUGAGUCAGGUUUAUCGUGAACAAUACAAUGUUCCAAAUGACUUUGAAGAAAAUUCAAAAGAAACGAUUGUUUAUAAUCAAUAUCUGCAAAUGGAAUACAGAUUUCAUCUUGAUUCACAUAAAAAUUUACUGUAGGUUCAGUAUUCACGAAUGAAACAUUCACAUAGUCUAAUAUGCAAAUCUGACUUACUCGCUUCGUAUAUAUUACAAACCUUUUGAAAGAGCUAUUAAAAACGCAAAUAACAAUUAGCUGUAACAUGUAUAUAACAUAACAAUGUGUGAAAAGCCAACACGAGUUAUAUAACAAAAUACACUUCUCGUGAAGAUACAUGCUGGGUUUAACAAGGUUUUGUUUCUAAACUGUCCCGCAGUUAACAACUGAGCUUAAGUUGUUUAGAUGUUUUCACAUGUGAAAUCUCCUGCUUGGCGUUAAAUGUGCGUUUGUUUUUAAUCCCCAGAUUUUUUAAUCCCUACUUUACUAGUUCAGCUUCCUACAGAGAGUUAACUGCGUUUUUAUGAUGUCAGGGCUUACACAGUGGUUAAAAUAUCCCAUUAAAGGUCGUCCCUUUCACUAAGAGUUGUACGUAUAUAACGAGGCAUUUUAACGGACGACACCUGACAAAUUAUAUACAUUGUACAGCAUUGGGUCCGAAUUAUGCAUAUAUAAACUUUUCAAAGCCUUCAAACAAUAUAGCUAGCCAAAAUAUAGUUUAUGAUCAACAAUCGUAUUCUUGAAGACAGGAAUGAUAUUUUGGUGGGAAAAUGAAUUUAAAGUUAUGUAUAUCAGCAGGGUUUUGUAUCAGACCGUGAUCAGACAAACUCCUUCGCAGUCAUGAUUUCUAAAACGGUGUUUUCUUCAUUAAUAAUUCAUGGUUGCAAUUUAAUGAGUAUAAAAUCUCAGACUGAAAGACUGCUAGUGAAUUAUGCUUGGUCAAAUUCACUUUUCAAAAACAUUCCGCUCCAAAAAGCAAGAUCCAUCUUUCAACUCUAUUUAUUAGCAACCAAAUAUACAAGACAGUGUACCACAUCUAAUGAAAGGAAUUGAUAUUAUAUUCUCACUCCGAUAACUUCAGCUUGGCCACAAUCUACCUCAUGAUAAUGCGCAGUAAACAUCUAUUGGGUCGUGACUUAGAGCGAGUUGUUUAUAAUUUAAAUGUUGCAGUUUCAUAUUUGAUUCAACUUAGUUCCGUAUUUUCACCCUCCCUGACAACGCCAAUCUUUCAACGUGAUAAUAAGUUCGUUUCAAGGGGCCGUGAAAGUGCGUACAGUGCAUGAUAUUGAUAUUUUUAAAACGUUUUGCCUCGAUUGCCGCCAUGUCUCAAUGAUUGAUAAAUGAAUUUCAUUUGCGAGAUCUUUCAUUCAACAAUGCGCAUGAUGAUUGCUUGCCAUAUCAGGCAAUAAACACCGAUAUUUUUAAGAUAAGUUUAUUUCUAAAGUAAACUAGCUAUAGACGUCUUUAACCAUAAUAACCAUCUUUUGUUAUUUGGAUUGCAUUGCAAAUCGUGAAAAAUGUUGCAUUUUGGACUACAUUGUAUGUUUGUCGUGAUACAGUAUGACACUAGUUUUGCUCCUCUAUAUAGGCCAGAGAAACGAGUCUGGAGACGUCAUAUACAGUAUAUAGGUAAAGAUAGUUUAAUUUAGGUUUCCUCCUGUAGUAAUACUGGAUCAAUAAGGGAUGAUCCUAUAACUGGACCUCUGGGAAGAACAGUUUAGAACUGAUAGAGUUAUCCAGUGUAAAUAAAGUUAGGUUAGUUUAGGUUUCCUUCUGUAGUAACACUGGAUCAAUAAGCGAUAACUUUUACUGGACCUCUAGGGGGUUAUCCAGAAUAAAAGAGUUAGUUUAAUUUGGGCUUCCUCAAUCUCGUGUAUAUAGUAACACUGGAUAAUUAUAAGGAAUGACUCUUACUGGACCUCUACUCUAGUAUAGGGAGGACAGUUUAGAACUGCGGACAGAACUAUAUCAAGUAUAAUUAAUUUACUUCUAAGAUCGCAUGGAAGACCUUGCUCACUAUAUUGUUGCUAAAUUUCUGAAUCGGUCGGGGUGGCCUGGCCGCUUCUUAAUAAGAUUACUCGGUGCAAAGUUUAGUCUAACAGGAUUUUCUGAGUAUAAAGUUCGCCAUUAUGCAGCGGAAAUUUCCUGCUAUUAAAAUAAGCAAUGUUCGUUAUCACAGCCAGCGCGCAUUCCUCGCUCCGUCAGACGCCUGUUAGAACAGCAGUAAGGCGAGCGUUUCAACAUUAAUGUGCUCAAUUACAUCUCUAAGUGCAUGCAGAUGGCACGAGCUAUAAAACCAUAGCUUUCUGGAGUUUUCCUUCUAAUGAAUGCAUUCAUAACAUAAUGCUGUAAAUUGAAGGAAUAAUGGUAACUUUCCAUUCACAUUGCAUGGUAGCACAAUCGUGAAUGGAUGCAUACAGUAUAUUUUCACCAUUGUGAUUAGAUUCCUGCAACAUGGCACAACUGAGUUGUCUCAUUCAAUCAGCCAUUUCCUAAAGUCCUGGGUCGGGGGGACACGAACUAUGGCAGCACACAUUUAAAUUAAAAGUUUAAUGUAAAAAGGAGAAAUUUCAUUUUUGGUCGUCUAAAAAGUUGAUAGUAGAUACUUCUUCUAGUCUUUCACAUCUUUGACGCAUGUCACCAUAUAUCAGUUUUGUCCCUCCAAACGAUCCCAGAAUGCACUGCGAUCUCUUUUGGAAAAAGACUAAUUUGAUUGCUUCGCCACGGUCACAUGAGAAAAAAGUGUUUUAAGUUUGAAUCUCUUAAACACCGCAGCUUUUCCCAUGCAUGCAGAUACCCCGUGCUCAAUCUAUUUUUACUCAGGAGCUAAAUUGUAUCGGCCAGUGGUAUAUAUCCACAUUGCCACAGUAAUACCAAACAAGGCCUUCAUAAUUUCCUUUGCAACCGUCAUUUUAUUUGUAACAUAAUAAAUUAUCAUGAUUUUUUUGUGCAUGUGUUUUUGAUGUUAUGUACUCAGGCGAAUAUGUUUCUGAUGUUACUCUGAGUGUAUAUUCACACCGGGCAGGCUGUAAAGUUUACCUGACAACGGUGGGAAUUGAAAAAGGUCUCGGGUUCGAUUCCCACCGUGGUCAGGUAAACUUUUCAGCCUGCCCAGAAACAUAGAACUCGCUGCUAUAAUAAUUAGUUAGUUGGGCAAAAAUACAAUACACACGUGACGGUGAAGAACCAGAUUUAUGAAAACACGUUGACUAACAUAGAUAAUGGAAUGAGUUUUAUUUUAUAGUAGAGGGCGUGAGAUACUGAAAAAUACACAGUGAGAUAUUUUCCAAAUCUUCAGUAGUGAAGAUAUCGAUCACGUGGCGUUUUCCAAUUUGCUUUUGAGCGUGAAAUUUCACAAUUGUUUGCUUGGGACUAUAUAAUAAACAGAACAUUACACGGUGGCUUGAAGAUAUGACUUUUAUCUUCUCGUGUUAAAAACAAUAUUUUUUUCACCACUCAAAGAUAAAAGUCAUGCAAUAUCCUCUAUAUAUUGUUAUUCUAAUGAGUUUCACAGCCAUCUUCCCUUCGAUAGGCUAUGGCUUACUCUCCCCGGGAAGUGUCUGUUGAUCACAUUCUUCCAUUUAAUUUAGGUUCGGGAAGAGAACGCUUGCACCAUCACAACGAUAUUGCAGAUGAGGUCACCAAACCAUCCGACAACCAUGUUUUUGACACCACCUACCCUUACAGCCAGCAUACCAGCAGCAACGACGACACAAACAGCAAUACAAGCAACAAUGUAAACAACAACAACACGAACAGCGAGUCUCGAAGCAGGGAAGGAAGUACUAGUGAUAGCGAUUCCAAAGACAACAAAUCUCGCCGAAGAAGGACGGCGUUCACGAGCGUUCAACUGAAAUGUCUGGAAGAAACGUUUCAAGCGAAUAAAUAUUUGACGACCAUGGAACGCGAUAGACUGGCACGAGCUUUGAAUUUGAGCAAAAAACAGGUUAGUAUCACUGACUUUAGAACAGUGGCAUGAAUGAAUCUGGGCUAACUUGCCCUCUAGGAAGAACAGUUUAGAACUGAUAGAACUAUCCAGUAUAAAUAAAGUUAAUUUAGUUCGCCGGGUUUCUUUUGCAGUAACACUCAAUCAAUAGGAGCUGAUCCUUACUGGACCUCUAAGGAGAGCAGUUUAGAACUGAUAGAGCUAUCCAGUAUAAAUAAAGUUAGCUUAGUUUAGGGUUCCUCCUGUAGUAACACUGGCCAUGAGGAUCAGUAAGAGAUGUUCCUUACUGUACCUCUAGGGAGAAUAGUUUAGAACUGAUAGAGCUAUCCAGUAAAAUAAAUAAAGUUAGUUUAGUUUAGUUUAGCUUUCCUCUUCCUUGUCAUAACAACGGAAGAAGAAAGAUCAGAUGACAGAAUAGAACCUUGACAAAUUUUCCUUUUUCUUUCAGGUGAAAACGUGGUACCAAAACAGACGUACAAAAUGGAAACGGGAAAGUCUCGGAGAUCCACUCCAAUCCUUCGCCGUCCCUCCUAAUGCCCAAGCCUAUCUGCGCAUACCACGGCCACCGUGUCAAGGUCACUAUGCCUCGUGUAACCCCUACAGUCUUGGAAAUCCCGUGUGUCCCUGUUAUUUUCAUCGCUAUAACUCGUACGAAGUUCGUGGACCUUCGUAUAAUGUUCGACCACCUCCACCGUCGGUCAAUCUAUCACUGUCGUCAAUGCCCGGAAUGGCUUCGAGUUAA